AUGAACCCCAGGACCAGACGUCAAGGGCAGAACGAAGAAUAUCUUCGUCUUUGCAUAGAAAAAUGUUUAAGCGACCAAAAUCGCGGGUUUCUGGACGGCCUGACCUGGCUACUUCGAUCUCCAUAUAUGGGCAUCUCGCCGUCAAUACGCGGAUCUAUAUGCCCCGCCCGAUGGGUGCGUCUCACGGUAUUGCUGGCUCAGCCGUACCUUUGCGUUGACAAGGGUAACAUCUUGAAAUCUUCAGGGCCUAGUUUUUCCCCUUAA
This is a messenger RNA of Plasmopara halstedii, 264 nucleotides long. RefSeq lists its product as uncharacterized. The coding region runs from base 1 to 264 and encodes 87 amino acids. Lineage: Eukaryota; Oomycota; Peronosporomycetes; Peronosporales; Peronosporaceae. The transcript is spliced from 2 exons. The record is from RefSeq and is a predicted model, not a curated record.